This is a messenger RNA of Schistocerca nitens (vagrant locust), 2917 nucleotides long. Its product is annotated as zeta-crystallin-like. Gene Ontology annotation, molecular function: mRNA 3'-UTR binding; NADPH binding; quinone reductase (NADPH) activity. NCBI's taxonomy places the organism in Eukaryota, Metazoa, Arthropoda, Insecta, Orthoptera, Acrididae. The record is from RefSeq and is a predicted model, not a curated record. Gene Ontology annotation, cellular component: cytosol. The transcript is spliced from 8 exons. The coding region runs from base 571 to 1536 and encodes 321 amino acids.
CAACAAAAAUCUUUGUUAACUGAAGACGCAUAGCACUUUGUAGACGAAAAAUGUGUGACUGCGGUUUGCUAAGUUACUAUGUCUAGUUGAGUCUAUAGCACUUCGAACUUAAGAAGAGAUACCAUUUGUUAAUUACACUUCAAGCAGCUCUACGUCACUUUGAUUGAAUUACUACAGCUUAUAUGCUACACAGUAGCCUAGCGCGAUUUGUGAGUUUUUUAAGACAAUAUCUUCAUGAAGGUUGUAUAACAACGGAACGACGAUAUCACCGUUUUCUUCGGACUUUGACAAUGUGGAUCGAAAUAUGACUGACGAAGGCUGUGGGUAGUUUGUUUUGGGUUUGGUUUGAAAUGCGCGUGCGGCAAAGUGCGUGCUAGAGUAUACGAAAUAAAGAAGCGUAAAGCACAGUGACGCAGCUUUGCAUCGUAAAUGUGUUGUACGUGAAUUCGGUCACCUUUUCUGACUGAGUUUCGUCACAAGAAAUAAAUGUAGUGGUUUACUACGAAUGGAAGUUAACAAUUAGAUUGUGUGACCAGCUUUACCAAUUUUCAGACUCGAUAGCGUUUGAAUAUGAAAGCUGUAAGAAUUCAUAAAUUUGGAAGUAAAGAUGCGCUUAAGCUGGAGACAGUGCCCAUACCAGAAGUUGGCGAAUCCGAAGUUCUCGUGCGUGUUAAUGCUGCUGGUAUUAACCCUGUCGACACUUACAUCAGGGAAGGAUCAUUUGCUGUUCUGCCGACACUUCCAGCCAUACUGGGCAAAGAGGCAGCAGGCGUUGUUGAGAAAGUAGGAGAUGGAGUCCAAGGUUUAAAGGAAGGGGAUAGAGUAUUCACAUGCUUGCCAGAUAAUGGAGGCUAUGCAGAAUAUGUUACGUGCAAGAAAAACUAUGUCUUCCCGCUCUCAGAAAGGCUGUCAUUUAGUCAAGGUGCAGGGCUAUAUGUGCCAUACUUUACAGCAUAUAGAGCUUUGGUGACUAAGUGUCGCAUUAAACCGGGAGAAGUCCUUCUAAUUCAUGGUGCAAGUGGUGCAGUUGGAAUUGCAGCAUUACAGUUGGCCAAAGCAUGUGGAGUUUCUGUCGUUGGCACGGCUGGAACAUUGGAAGGCAUGGAACUAGUAAAGAGUCUGGGAGCCGACUUCGUGUUUAAUCAUAAAGAAAAGGGUUAUCUCAACAAUGCCGUAGCUGCAAUAGGAGGGCAAGGAUUCAAUGUUGUUUUGGAAAAUCUUGCUAAUAUUAACCUUGGUGCCGACCUCACAGUUCUGAAUCAACAAGCAAGAGUUGCUGUUGUAGGUUCUCGUGGAUCAGUUGAAGUGAAUCCUCGUUCACUCAUGCUGACUGAAAGUACCAUCAUAGGUGUUAAGCUGAUGGGGAAUACAGAGGAAGAACAUUUGGAGGCUGCUGAUGUAAUUCUGAAAGGAAUUGAAGAUGGAUGGGUUAAACCUAUAAUUGCCAGAGAAUAUGCACUUGAGGAAGCUUCCCAAGCUCAUCAUGACAUUAUUCAUAAUAAGGGUGCUAGAGGGAAACUUGUUUUCAAGGUGUGAGUUUUGUAAAAUGGAAAUUUACUUUACAGUACCCUAAAGAUAUUAAAUGCAAACAGUUUGCUCAGCGUUAAUCAUACCAAUUUGAACUCUUUAUGUUCCUGCAUGUGGCUUUUAUAGAGAAUGAGUUCAGUUUAUGGCAGUAUUGAAUACUUUAUGUAAUACAUUUUAGUUUCUAAAGCAACAGGUUAUUUUGGAUUACAUCAUUGGAGAUACUUACAGAUAUUAAUUUACAACGCAUUUGACAUAAAUUAGUAUUUGUAAUGUCUCUAUUGAAACCAGUCUAUACUGUUACUGUUGGAGAAGUUCUGAACAUUGCUUCAGUGGCAAAACUUGGGACUGGAUAAUUGUUGAAAUAAUUGUAUGGUCCUUAAGUAUUGAAGGAAGACUUUAAGAUUACAGAAUUAGUUUUUCAUUCUUAAAAGAAAAAUGCAUCAGUCAAAUCUUUUUUUUUGGGGGGGGGGGCGUACUGUAAAGUAAAUGUGUAUCAUAGUAAUUUAUUGUUUGAUUUAUAUGACUUCUGUGCCUCUUGAAUGUUUUUUGUUAUAGAUAUGCUUUGUAAAAGAUCAACUUAUUAUUAUACAUUUGGACAAAGCAUUUUAUGUUAUUCUGGCAAAAGUCAGUUGUCAGUUUGGAACAUAUUUUUUUAUUGUGAUAUAUUAAUUGAAGAUAAAGAAAGAAAAUAUUAAACAUUUACAGUUACACAGUGAUAAACAAGCUACUGCAUGCACUGCAUAUCAUGGAUUACAUGAAUGCUGUAAUACAUCACUGCACAUAUGAUCCUGCACAAUUAAUCAUUGGAACAUUUUUAAUUAUUUGUGUGUUCAGAAUGAAGGACAAGUGUGGUUACUUCAUAUUAAUAAUCUUUAUCCAGGCCUAUAUGUUGAGGAGUGUAAAAUGGAAACAUUUGUGAUGUAAUACGGAGUUCCCAAUGCAACCCAGUUUUCAUUCAGAUUUUCAUGAUCUCGUAUACAUUAGUGAUGAAAGUCUUCGUCAUAAGUGAGCAGACAUUUGAGAAAAUUCAUGGAAAAACUGGUAUAUUUAACCAGUAUGUUUGCACUAAAGCACCAUCAUGCGAUGGAAUGCCUGUGGACUCAUUUUAUUAAAUAGGCUGGGAAGUGUAUAUUUGUUUGAUGCACAUUAAACAGAAAUAAAUAUUUAAGUAUUUUUUACACAACAGUAUUGCUUAACCUUUAUUGUGAUCUGUGAGCUUUAAAAAUGUCAGAAUUGUGACUGAUAGAAUGGCAAUUGUUUGCAGUGCUCAGAAGUUCUUGUUUAAACAUAUUUUGUUAGUUGCCUGUGCAUUUAUGCGUGGCAUUUGGUCAAGACAGCUGCUAUGUAUUGUAAUGUUUUACUACUGUUAAUAAAUACAUUCCUUAAAUAA